Messenger RNA from Pteronotus mesoamericanus, 2009 nucleotides. It is a transcript of the gene SMIM15, whose product is annotated as small integral membrane protein 15. Bases 527 to 751 code for a protein of 74 amino acids. The transcript has 3 exons. NCBI's taxonomy places the organism in Eukaryota, Metazoa, Chordata, Mammalia, Chiroptera, Mormoopidae. The record is from RefSeq and is a predicted model, not a curated record.
GGCCCUCAGGGACUGGUGGCCGGGUGGGCUAACGAAGGAAGAAUGAACUAGGGGGAAGCCUAAGGAAGAAGCGUAAGUGUCAUCAGCUACAGCUUCAGGCGCGGGUCCGGUCCGCAGAUCAAGCCCGGCGAACCCCUUACGGAAGGAAGAAGAUUUCUGAAAGUGUGGGAGGUACAAGGGAGGUGUUAACCCGUUUCUUUGUGUUAAUGGCUAAACUUGGCCAUAAACUAGGCCCUUCACUCCCGCUUUACUCUUUAUUGCAAAGUUCUUUUGCUUAUCCCAGUAUUUGGCAUUAGUUAAUUCAUUGCUGGGCUGGAGAAGUUGAAACGGACGGAUCACUGUAGGGCCUAGUUCCGACUGUCAUAUAGAAUAUAAACCUCUCAAAGGUCUAUAGUAGAGCUAAAGAAGAAGACAAUCAACCAAGGGUCAUCCAUCUGAAACUGUAAUUGGCUCACUAAUAAUCCCAGGACAAAGUUAGAGAUCACAGCUCAAGCCUAAGCCUCCCUUUUCUAAGACCUCUACAGAGAUGUUUGAUAUAAAGUCUUGGGCUGAGUAUGUUGUGGAAUGGGCUGCAAAGGAUCCAUAUGGCUUCCUUACAACAGUUAUUUUGGCCCUUACGCCAUUGUUUCUAGCAAGUGCUGUACUGUCCUGGAAAUUGGCCAAGAUGAUUGAGGCCAGGGAAAAGGAGCAAAAGAAAAAACAAAAACGUCAAGAAAAUAUUGCAAAAGCUAAACGACUGAAAAAGGAUUGAAGAAAUGAACAGGCUCUGGCACCAUACAAAACUUAUUUGGGAAAUUAUGCAGCUUUGGAAGGACCCUCUAAGGUUUCUUUUCUGGAUUUAUGACUACUCUGUAAACAGUCUGAGCAUAAGGAAGAUUCAUGUUAGUUCUGACCCUUACUAUAGCAACUUGGGCUUCAGUAUAGAAGUCUGUUGACAGUUAUGUAAAUUGGCAUUUAUUAUGCUACAGAUUCUUUAUAACUGACUUAGUCACUUGCCAUUUUGCAGUUUAUGUCCUGAAAUGUAAACACCCUGUGCGGGGGGGAAAUGACUCAGAUUAUGAACUCUGUUCACAUAUUGGCUCAAAAUGGAAUCCUAUUCUGGACAAAGGAAACUAAGAAUGUAAAAGUGAGAGUUAUCCUGAGGUGAAAAGUGUACUUUGGCUUAAGAGAGAUCCAAUACAUUAAUUACAUCUUUUAUCAUUAUUGUUUAUUUCUUAGAAUCAUUUCUGGCUUCCUCAAAGCAAAAUAUUAUUAAUCAAUGAGUACUUCGAUUUUCUGCAUUUUUCUCAUUUUAGCCUUUGAGAUACUGGUAAUUAUCAGAUAUUCUGCCUUUUUAAAAUCUAAUUUUAUAAAAAUUAUGCUAGUAUCUUGACUAUAUAGAAUACCACCUACUGGAUAUAACAGUUUUUGUACUUAUGAACACUGCCAUUUACUUAGAGAUGACUUGUUGAAUAGAGUAACACUGAUUUAAAGCUUGCAAUAAAAAUGCCAAACCUUGUAGGACUUUGGAACCAGUUUAUUCUUACUUAUACUAAAUAGAAAUGUAUAGUAGUUAAAAUGUCUUAUCUGAUAAUUUGCUGAUUAUAUAGAUACCACUUUUAUUUUUUUAUUUUUAUAUUUGUUUUAACUCAUGGUAGUGAUGUCCUAGACCAAACAAGUUCAUAGUGAAAAUUAAAAUUCCAAAUUUCUUUUAAAGAACUCUUAAAGAGUGAGUUAAGUGGUAAAGAAAGGCUUAACAUUUGGAAAAAUUUUUUUUGGCUUAGUAGUAAUUGGGUGAAAAAGAGAAAUUAUGUCAAAAUGAGAAUGUGUUGUAAUUAGAAAUAAAAAGCUAAAGGAUAUUUCCUUUAGUUAAGUAUAACUGGAACCUUUCCCUAUGAAAUAUGGCUCUUAUAAAUGCAUGGCCCAAUAAUUUUACUCACUGUUAGUAUUUAAUAGCUUAUUGAUAUUUUCUCAUCUCUGGUAAUGAAUUGUAAAUUACAAAAAUUGUCCAGGACCUUUAAUUUAAAAAU